Aphanomyces astaci is the source of this 885-nucleotide messenger RNA. RefSeq lists its product as hypothetical. NCBI's taxonomy places the organism in Eukaryota, Oomycota, Saprolegniomycetes, Saprolegniales, Verrucalvaceae. The transcript is spliced from 8 exons. The record is from RefSeq and is a predicted model, not a curated record. Bases 1 to 885 code for a protein of 294 amino acids.
AUGGGUGAGCGCCGCGCGCCGGUGCUUCUGCCACGUACCAAGUCGAUCAAAGCUGUGGUAGCCAAGCAAUACCAAGCCGUCGCCAAGACAUAUCCUUCCUUGCCUACCACCAUUCAAAGCAGUGAAGAUGCAACGGAACUUGCCGUGGCCAACCUGAUCGAAGCCGACAUUGUCCAACUGCAGCGAGACGAGUCGCAACUUCGAGGCCUAGAGGUGGAAUUGCGACGUCGUUCCAGUCUGGCCUCGCAACGGAUCCAACUCCAUGCCGAUGUGGACGCCCUGAAAAAGACCAACCACCACCUCGCCGCGAUCUUGGCUGCCAUGCAAACGGCGCACGACCGCGCUAUGCAACAAGUGGUGCAAGAUAGCCGCAGUUUUGAGCUGAAAUACUGUACUUGCGCCACUAUAGCCGACGUCGAUGUCGUGGUGCAGCGCCGUUGCCAAGCGCUCAACCAACAACUUGAUAAGACAGAUAUACGAAGUCCAGCAGCGAUUGCCCCCGAUGCGAUUGAUGCAGUACGUCGCCUUCUCGUGGCCCACAUUCCAUUGCGACUAAAGACCCUCCCUAGCGCGGAUGGGUGGCUGAUCCAGCGCCGCUUUCAAUGCGACUCGACGACGUUGGCUCGGGAGAUUUCGACGGCGAUGAUGUUUCUGUCCGCCCACGACCUGCCCCUCGUUCUUCACUGGCAUCUUCGUCGAGCAGUCGUCAUCCGACUGGGGGCGCGCCAAAAGCACAACCCCCUUCGGAGCGCCGACAUCCAGAACGCGAUUCAAAGAUGCAGCGACUUGAUUCCCUCGACGUUGACGACAUCGAACUCGAGGGCCAAGUUUCCACUCGGGAAUCGGCCAUUCCAUCACGGACUCCUCGUAGGUUACUUGGAGUAA